Molecule: messenger RNA, 267 nt
Organism: Aspergillus clavatus NRRL 1
Lineage: Eukaryota; Fungi; Ascomycota; Eurotiomycetes; Eurotiales; Aspergillaceae
Product: heat shock 9/12 family protein
Exons: 3
Coding region: 1-267 (88 amino acids)
Source: RefSeq, a predicted model, not a curated record
AUGUCUGACACCGGCCGCAAGGAUUUCACCACUAAGGCUCAGGAGAAGAUGACUCCUAACUCGCAAAAGUCCACCAUGGACAAGAUGAAGGAGACCGUCACCGAUGCCUCCGACCGCAUGGGCAGCGGCAUGCAGUCCGACAACCAAAAGUCCUACACCCAGCAGGCCUUUGACUCGAUGCGCGGCCAGACCGACCGAGCCCAGGGCGGCAGCGGCGAAACUAUUGCUCAGAAGGCGAAGAAUGCCAUGGGCUUGGGUGACCACUAA